AUGUUCCAACCGGUGGGAAUCAAGAAACUCACCAACGUCGCCGUGGUGCGACACAAAACUCACGGCUCGCGGUUCGAGAUCGCGUGUUACAAAAACACCGUCCUGAGCUACCGACGAGGGCACGAGAAGGAUUUGGACAACGUCCUGCAGUCGAGCGAGGUGUACGUGAACGUGAGCAAGGGCGUCGUGGCGAGGGACGAGGAGCUGGUCAGGGCGUACGGGACGACGGAUCGGGGGAAGAUAUGCGAGAUCAUCCUCGCCAAGGGAGAGCUGCAGGUGAGCGAAAGGGAGAGGAAAGCGGAGAGCGAGAGCGCGUUUCGGGACGCGGUGACGACGCUGGUGGAAAAGUGCGUGAAUCCGGGGACGAACAGACCGUAUCCACCGGGAAUGAUCGAAAGUGCGCUGAGAGACAUACACUUUUCGGUCGAUCCCAAGCGAAGCGCCAAGCAACAAGCGUUGGAAGCGCUGCCAAAGCUGCAAGAAAUAUUUCCAAUAAAGCGCGCGGAGAUGCGCUUCGCCGCCGUCGUGCCGAGCGCAAAGGAGGAAAGUUUGAUGGCGUUCGUGCGAGAAAAUAGCGGGAAAGUAGAAACCAACGACUUGAGCGCGAGCGAGGCGAGCGUGACGUUUACCAUGGAUCCGUCGACGUACCGAGCGUUGGACAAACUCGUCAAGGAGUGUAAAGGUCGAUUGGAAGUCGUCACGCUCGCG
This is a messenger RNA of Ostreococcus lucimarinus CCE9901, 708 nucleotides long. RefSeq lists its product with no specific name. The annotation marks the transcript as partial. Gene Ontology annotation, biological process: cytosolic ribosome assembly; ribosome biogenesis. The transcript has a single exon. Lineage: Eukaryota; Viridiplantae; Chlorophyta; Mamiellophyceae; Mamiellales; Bathycoccaceae. The record is from RefSeq and is a predicted model, not a curated record.